AUACAAUAUCCAAUUAAACCCAUUCUGCAGCUUCUACUUCUCAUCAUUCUUGAACAAAAACAACCACCUUAGCAGCAGCCAAACACUACUUCCCUCAUCAUCCUUCGAAGUUAUUAAGGUUAGUGUAUAUGGAGAUGAAAAUGGGGAAUGCAGCAGCAUCAGUGGAAAGAUCAAAGAAGAGAUUAUCAAGCAGAAGAUUAGGGAGGUUUCUCAAGGAGCAGAGAGGAAGGCUGUACAUUAUGAGAAGAUGUGUGGUGAUGCUGCUUUGCUGGCAUGACUGAUUAAUUACAGAGCAAGAAUUAGCCUAGUGAUUCAUUAGGAGAUAAUUCAAAGGGUUUUGCUCCUAAUUAUAGUUUACUUUCCACUUUGUUGGGGCUUCCUUUGGUUUUGUGAUUCAAUUGUAAAUACCAACAGGGAAAUGUUGUUCAGAUCACUUCCCUCUUAGUAAUCUUGUAGCAUUAGUUUAUCAAAAUUAAUCAGUUUUUCCAUCUGCUUUAUUAGGAA
Sesamum indicum (sesame) is the source of this 504-nucleotide messenger RNA. Lineage: Eukaryota; Viridiplantae; Streptophyta; Magnoliopsida; Lamiales; Pedaliaceae. The record is from RefSeq and is a predicted model, not a curated record.